Rhodamnia argentea is the source of this 5197-nucleotide messenger RNA. RefSeq names its product disease resistance protein At4g27190-like. Lineage: Eukaryota; Viridiplantae; Streptophyta; Magnoliopsida; Myrtales; Myrtaceae. The record is from RefSeq and is a predicted model, not a curated record. Gene Ontology annotation, molecular function: ATP hydrolysis activity; ADP binding. The transcript has 9 exons. The coding region runs from base 23 to 5197 and encodes 1724 amino acids.
GAAAAGGAAAAAUCAAAGCAAAAUGUCGAUGGAUUCUGCUGUUUCUAUUGGGUGGGAUGUCUUGAAGUGGGUAGUUGUUCCCGUCAAGCGCCAAUUCGGAUACGUGAUCUCCUCCAAGAGCUACGCCCAGGAUCUUCAGAAGGAGGUCGGGAAGCUGGCGUACGAGGCUGAUAUGGUCCACAAUGACGUGGAAGUGGCCAGAAACAAUAGCCGGGAGGUCUACAGUCAUGUCGCGGAGUGGCAGGCAAAGGCUGAGAAGGCCUUGAAGGAGGCGCGAGACCUGUUGGGCGACUUCGAAAAGGCGAGCAAGACUUGUUGCUAUGGGAGUCUUCCCGAACCCUGUUGUCGCUAUCAGUUCAGCAGGAAGGCCAAGCACAUGAUCGAGGGCAUUCAGCGACUUGCUCAAGAAUUUAGUGAAUUCAAGUAUAUUUCCUUCAGUGGUACUGCUCCAGGGAACGCGGCUGCUUCGACUCCGGCCAAGAGAGAAGGCAAAGAUGUCGUCCAGUCGACCAUCUCGAUGGCCUCAGCUUCUUUUGCCUCGAUGUCAAUUAAGCUUAAGGACGACGGCAUGGUCCAAUCCAGAGAAUUGAUCAUGCAGGAGAUCAUGGCUGCUCUUGCUGAUAACAACAAUAGCGUGGUCGGGAUUUACGGAAUGGGCGGGGUCGGCAAGUCCACCCUAUUGGACGAAGCCGAAAGGAGGAUAAAGAAAGCGAAGUCGUUUGAUUGGGUCGCUAAGGCCGACGUGUCGGAAAAUCAAGACGUCAAGAGGAUUCAAGGAGAGAUUGCGCACGCGUUGGACCUGGACAUAAAGGAUGUGGAGUACGUCAAUUCGCGAGCGGAACGACUGCGCACGAGGUUGGAAAAGGAGGUGAGGGAGAAGAAGAAGGUGCUCAUAAUACUGGACAACCUGUGGAAAGGGCUUGACUUGAAGUCAGUAGGCAUUCCUUGCGGACACAGCAACAAAGUCAUAGGAUGCAAGUUGCUGUUGACGUCAAGAUUUCAAGAUGUUUUGCGAAGGGAAAUGGGCUGCGACAGGGACUUCCUCCUCGAUGCGCUGAAGGAGGAAGAGGCAAAAAGAUUGUUUGAGAGGACGGUGGGCGACAAAGUUCAUCACGAUCCGUUCAAAUCCCUGGUGGAUGAAGCACUCAACAAAUGUGCAGGUUUGCCUUUCCUAAUUAUUGCAAUGGCGAAUGUUUUUAGAGAUGCCGAUUUUCGCGAAUGGAAGGAUGUUUUGAGACAAAUUGAGAUGUCUACCAACAAAGGAAUCAGUGAAAGAAUAAACGAGAUGCUGCAGUUGAGCUAUAAUCGUUUCAAAGGGGAAGAUGGCAAGGAGGUGAAGUCAUUGUUACGGCUAUGUGUCGUUUAUGGUGUCUCUAAGCCCUCUCUUGAAAACUUGCUGAGGUAUGGCGUGGGUUCGAGGUUAUUUCGAGAAGAUAGCAGCAUGGAAGAAGUGAGAGACAGGUUGAGCUCACUGAUCCGAACCCUGAAAGCCUCAUCCUUUUUGUUAGAAGACAAUGAAGAUGUUGAUGGUUUCAAGAUACACGACUUGGUUCGUGGAUUCGUUGCCUCGGUGGCUUCAAGAGAUGACCCUCUUCUGGUGUUGAAAAAUCAUGAUAAGUCGGUGAUAGAGUUGCCAAAGGACAAGCUGAAAAGUUGCACAUCGGUAUGCUUUCCCUACGUCGACAUGGAGGAGCUUCCUGAAGAGUUAGAUUGCCUUGAAAUGCGGGUCUUUUUGUUGUUCAUAAACAAUGAAUCUCUUAAGGUCCCAGGCUCAUGUUUCAACUCUAUGAGAAAACUCAUGGUCUUACAUCUUUCUCGGGUGCGGCUCACUCGUUCACCUUCGCCAUUCCAAUUCUUGGAGAACUUACACACUCUGUGCCUAAAUGAUUGUUCAUUAGAGGAUGUAGCCAUGAUCAGCGAGCUAAAACGGCUAUGUGUUCUCAGCUUUGCAAACUCCAAAAUUCAACGAUUGCCAAAAGAAAUUGGACAAUUGGUGGAGCUGCGGUUGUUAGACUUAAACCAUUGCUCAAAACUUGAGAUAAUUGAACCGGGUGUGCUUGGGAGCUUGAUGAAAUUGGAGGAGUUGUAUAUGGAGAAUAGUUUUGAUCGUUGGAAUCCCGUGGAGCAAACUCUACCCACUAAUGCCGGUCUUAUUGAGUUGAAUAACUUGAAGAAUCUCCGCACUUUGCAUGUGUCCAUUCUCGAUCCGAGUGUGGUCCCGGAGGAUCUAAACGUCGAGAACCUAACCAAGUACCAAAUCUGGAUAGGUGAUGUGCCACGCUGGCGAAGUCGCAAUGUGUCGAGCACAUUGGAGCUAUCGAGCAUAUUGGAGCUUCAGUUGGAUCCAAUGAGUGAUAUUCUUCGGAAAGGAUGCAUACAGACUUUAUUAGGCAAAACCGACGGUCUCUUUUUAAACGGAUUAAAUGGAAUUAAGCAAAGUAUUUGCGCAUUAUCGCAAAAAGGCUUUCCGAAAUUAAAGCACCUACAGGUCAAGAAUAGUCCCUCCGUCCAUUACGUCCUCGAAUCUCCAUCACUUACAGAGUUUAAGAUGUUGGAGUCAUUACUUUUUUAUAACCUCAUCAACUUGGAAAAGAUAUGCAGCAACCACAUCUCCUCCAAUUCCUUCAGUGCAUUAAAGGUAGUACGAGUUGAAAACUGUGACAAGAUGGAAGUUUUGUUUCCUCUUUCAUUAUUGAGAGAACUUCCACACCUUGAAGAGAUCCAAGUUGUCACCUGUCACUUAAUCCGGGAGAUUGUAGAAGUGGAUGAUUGUGGCAAACUUGAGUUGCGGAAUUUGCGUGUCUUGGAAUUGCGUGAUCCGCCAAAUAUGAAGAACUUUUGCACCACCGGGAUGGCUCCUUCAAGUUGUACAUCAAACGACCAUGUUGGCACUCAAGUUGCAUUCUUCAACGGGCAACAGGUUGCGUUUCCUAGCUUGGAGACAUUAUGCAUCUGGUUUAUGGAUAGUAUUGAUAUAAUAUGGGACAAUCAAGUUGCUGCGGAGUCUUUCCGCAAACUAAAGUCACUCAGUGUUUAUGGAUGCAACAAGCUAGCGAACAUUGUUCCUUCUUACAUUCUUGGACGGCUCAAGAGCUUGGAAAGUUUGGAGGUAGAAUCAUGUGAUUCGCUUGAAGUUGUUUUCAAACUGCAGCCGUUGAGUCCUCUAGAUGGAUAUCCCAUUGCUCGUUUCCCAUUAAAAACAUUGAAGUUAGAGAGAUUAUCAAAGCUAAAGCUUGUAUGGGAUAAGGAACUUCACAGUCAAGUCAAAUUUCAGUGUCUUCAUUCCGUUACCGUUUCCAGAUGCAAGAGCCUCAACUCUCUGUUUCCAGACUCAAUAGCUAGGGAUCUAAUGCAACUUGAGGAGUUGAAGAUCGAUGAAUGUGGUGGCAUUGUGGAACUCAUCGAGAAGGACGGACUAGAUCCCAGGGAUGCGUUCCCUAAGUUAGCCUCUCUCAAGCUUAAGCGUCUACCAGAGUUGAAGUGCAUCUACACAGGAACACAUGCUUUACGUUGGCCGGCAUUGAAGGUCUUGAAGGUGGAUGGCUGUAGCAAAGUGGAGAUACUUGCUUCGCAACUUGAGAAUGAGAUGCCACCUCAUAAACAACCUCUCUUCUUGAUAGAAAAGGGCGCAUUCUCAAAUCUGCAAGAGUUAAAAUUGGAUUUAUAUGGACCGAUGGAGUUAUGGCAUGGGCAUUCUCAUGACAGAGAAUUCUUCGGCAAGGUUAGAGUUCUCAAGCUUCAUCAUUUAUCGAAGGAAUCUGCAAUGUCCACAUGUCGUCUUGUUCGGAGUUUAACCAACUUGCAAGAGCUGGUUGUACGCAACUCUGAUAUAGAAGAGGUGAGCGACAUUGUGGAAGCCAAAGAAGGCCCAAGGCACGAGCUAAAAGUAAUACCACCAUUUUCCAGAUUUUUUCAACAUAUCAAGACUCUAGACGUGUCAUUUUGUGAUGGGUUAUCAAAGAUGUUCACACCGACAAUAGCUGGAAAUUUGGCGGAACUCACGAAAUUGAGGAUAAGUAAAUGCAAAAUGUUGACAGAAGUCAUUUGUGACGAUGGAGGUGAGGAGGGGCUUGUGGUCAUUUUCAAUCAAUUGAAGUAUAUGGAGCUUGAUGGGUUGACGGGGUUGAGAUGUUUCAGCUCAAGUAAAUACGCUUUAAUGUUCCCACUCUUGGAAGAUGUCAUUGUGAGUGGAUGUCCCAGCAUGAAGUUCUUCUCUGAGGGACCAAUAAAUACGCCAAAGUUGGAGAGAGUACAAGCAUCAACAGAAGUGUGGUUUUGGGAGGAAAACCUCAACAUCACCAUCCAAAAUAUGUUUAAAGAGAUGGCUACGGUUGCCGGAGUAAAGUCAAUGCGGCUGUCUGAGUUCCCCGAGCUAAUUGAAAAAUGGCACGUCGAACUUAUUCCCAUCAAGCCCUCUUGGCAAUUAGAAUCACUGGUGGUGGAUAAAUGUCCAUCAUUUACUAACGCUAUUCCAUCCGGAUUGAUACCUGUUUUACACGAAGUGCAAAGAUUGCAAGUGCGCGAUUGCGAGUUGCUAGAAGAAGUAUUCAAUCUUGAAGGGAUGGAGGCAUCUACAGAUUUCGAAUUGGUGCUGAUCAGGAAAGGAAAGGCUUCAUGGAGAAGGAUUGCUGAAGUCAGUCGUUUGCAUAUUGGAUUGAAUUGUGUAAGGACUCUUCAAGUUGAUCCUCUGGCAGAUUCUGUAAAAGCUCUCUCAUCUGAAUGUCACUUUGACAUACUGCCUCUGAAGCAACUUCCUCCAGCAUUGCUCAGGCCUGCAAAUGAAAGUUCAGGCCAACAAUUGUUUGGAAGUUCUCUGAGGGACAUGAGCAAAGACCUUCCGAUGUUUCUUCCCACAACUGCUUCCUUUCUGGAUCACAAGAGAAUGAAAGAUGCUGCCGAUGCUGCAGGAGUGAACAUCUUAUGCUUGCAUGAAGCGUGGAUGAUGCCAUUUGCCUUUUGCACAGGAGAGAAGAGGCGGCGUGAGAACAUGUUCAUUGUCAAUCCUAUCCUUGAGAGGGAUCGCUACCGUUGCCAACAGUUGAUUGAUCGGGUAGGAACAGAAUCAUUUUCCAAUCUGUUCACAUCAGGCGACGGGAAGCCACGGCAAGCUGAUUUCGGGCACUUUUAUGGAUCCAGUCACUUUUCAGCUCUAGAUCCUCUGUGCACACGCCCCUGCAGAGAUGGAUCGGUGGUCUAA